Molecule: messenger RNA, 1143 nt
Organism: Ricinus communis (castor bean)
Lineage: Eukaryota; Viridiplantae; Streptophyta; Magnoliopsida; Malpighiales; Euphorbiaceae
Exons: 1
Coding region: 152-1027 (291 amino acids)
Biological process (GO): shoot system development; root development
Source: RefSeq, a predicted model, not a curated record
UCUGAUUUUAAUUAUUAUCUCUACUGUUCCCUAAUCAUUGAUCACUAUCGAACUCUAAUUAUGACUGCCUAUUGCCUUUAUAUAAAAGGUGCAUAAUCCUGAUGGCCUGAACAUUCAACCCUGAACUUUGUAUUUCAUUUGUUCAGAAAACAUGGAUUCCUCCAAAGCUAGUUGCCAUGCUCGUUCCACUAGUCUGCCAUCUGAAUCUCACCCUCUUGUCGCCUGUGUACAGGAUAAAUUGCGUAAAUUUAGAUCCUCAGAAGCAACAUCUUUGACAAAAUUGGAUGGUCUAAAGGGCUUAUAUGAGUCAGUAGAUGAUCUGCUUCAAAUCCCACUUGCACAAAGAGCUUUCUCGCACGAACAGAAUGUCAAGUCAGUACAGGAUAUCCUGGAUGGAUCUGUCAGGUUGUUGGAUAUUUGCAGCACCACCAAAGAAGUGCUUUCUCAGGUGAAAUGUUGUUUGCAAGACCUCGAGUCCUCGCUCCGUAGGAACAAUGGUUGUCAAUCCCGCCUAGAGAAUGAAAUCAAAAAAUAUAUGGUCUCUCGAGAGAAGGUCCAUAAAAUUGUUGAGAAGUGCCUCGGCAAUCUCAAGAAACUGCAGAAAUGCAACUUGGCAGUUAGGGACAAAGGUCCUGACCUUGAGGCCAUAGUUAGCAUUCUUAGAGAAGUUGAAGGGAUUAGUCUUGCUACUUUUGAGUCCUUCUUGUCGUCCAUUUGCCCACCAAAAGCACGAGCAAAGACGGCCUGCAGGUGGUCUCUGAUAACCAAGUUGAUUCAAUCUAAGCAUGUUCCUUACGAUGAGGAUAGCGAAAAAGAUGGGAAUCAAGUGGAGAAAGUGGAUGCUUCUCUGAUUGCUUUAAGCAAGCAAAAGUUUAGCGAAAACAUCCAUUUUAUCCAAGUGCAAAGAUUGCAAAAGGGUUUGGAGACAUUAAACUCAUCCAUUAAAGAAGUUGAAGAUGGAUUAGAUUCUGUUUUUAGAUGUUUGAUUAAAACCAGAGUCUCCAUUCUCAACAAUCUCAGUCACUAGUCCUGAUUAAAGGGUCAUCUCCCGAAUAGCAAUAGCAUCCCCAAUUUUUACAAGGGGCUUGAACAUUUUUGUAAAUUGAAAAGUAUCAAUAUACCUGAAAGCAAAUCUUCAUCUCA